CCGACCCUACCGAGGAGCAGAUGGCAGAAACAGAGAGAAACGACGAGGAGCAGUUCGAAUGCCAGGAACGGCUCAAGUGCCGGGUGCAGGUGGGGGCCCCCGAGGAGGAGGAGGAGGAGCACGCGGGCCUGGUGGCCGAGGCCGUGGCUGCCGGCUGGAUGCUCGAGUUCCUCUGUUUCUCUCUUUGCCGAGCUUUCCGCGACGGCCGCUCCGAGGACUUCUGCAGGACCCGCAACAGCGCAGAGGCUAUUAUUCAUGGACUAUCCAGUCUAACAGCUUACCAGUUGAGAACGAUAUACAUAUGUCAGUUUUUGACAAGAAUUGCAGCAGGAAAAACCCUUGAUGCACAGUUUGAAAAUGAUGAACGAAUUACACCCUUGGAAUCAGCCCUGAUUAUUUGGGGUUCAAUUGAAAAGAAACAUGACAAACUUCAAGAAGAAAUACAGAAUUUAAUUAAAAUACAGGCUAUAGCUGUUUGUAUGGAAAAUGGCAACUUUAAAGAAGCAGAAGAAGUCUUUGAAAGAAUAUUUGGUGAUCCAAAUUCUUAUAUGCCUCUCAAAAGCAAAUUGCUUAUGAUAAUCUCUCAGAAAGAUACAUUUCAUUCCUUUUUUCAACACUUCAGCUACAAUCACAUGAUGGAGAAAAUUAAGAGUUAUGUGAAUUAUGUGCUAAGUGAAAAAUCAUCAACCUUUCUAAUGAAGGCAGCAGCAAAAGUAGUAGAAAGCAAAAGAACAAGAACAAUAACUUAUCAAGAUAAACUUAAUGGUAAUUAUGUUGAAAUGGAAACUGAAGCUAAUUUGGAUACAAGAAAAAGGUCUCAUAAGAAUCUUUUCUUAUCUAAGUUGCAACAUGGGACCCAGCAACAAGACCUUAGUAAGAAAGAAAGAAGAGUAGGAACUCUUCAAAGUACAAAAAAGAAAAAAGAAAGCAGAAGAGCCACUGAAAGCAGAAUACCUGUUUCAAAGAGUCACCCGGUAACUCCUGAAAAACAUCAAGCUAGAAAAAGACAGGCAUGGCUUCAGGAAGAAGACAAGAAUUUGAGAUCUGGCAUGAGGAAAUAUGGAGAGGGAAACUGGUCUAAAAUACUAUUGCAUUAUAAAUUCAACAACCGGACAAGUGUCACGUUAAAAGACAGAUGGAGGACCAUGAAGAAACUAAAACUGAUUUGCUCAGACAGCGAAGACUGAUUGUGUUUGUAAAGGCUUGAUGAAAGGACAGUUAAGUAUUUUGAUCACUGUAUUUUGUUUGAAACUUGUGUCAUUGAUGUAUUUUAAAACUUUUGUUUAAAGCAUUACAGUAUUUUUCUGUGACCAUCAAUUAAUAUGAGGGUUUGUGCUAUAAGAGUUAAAGCAUGUGCUAUCAUUGUAUUCUUUAAGAACUUUAUUUUGAUAAAAUGUAAGUUUGUUGAACCCUGCCACAUUUAGU
Pan troglodytes (chimpanzee) is the source of this 1425-nucleotide messenger RNA. RefSeq names its product telomeric repeat-binding factor 1-like. Gene Ontology annotation, cellular component: nuclear telomere cap complex; nucleus; chromosome, telomeric region. The coding region runs from base 21 to 1187 and encodes 388 amino acids. The transcript has a single exon. Gene Ontology annotation, molecular function: telomerase activity; G-rich strand telomeric DNA binding; double-stranded telomeric DNA binding. NCBI's taxonomy places the organism in Eukaryota, Metazoa, Chordata, Mammalia, Primates, Hominidae. The record is from RefSeq and is a predicted model, not a curated record. Gene Ontology annotation, biological process: telomere maintenance via telomerase; negative regulation of telomeric D-loop disassembly; negative regulation of DNA replication.